GGUAGAUGUAAACAAACGUAACUAUGAAAUGUACAUCGCCAUUCACGGCAAACUUUAAUAUUAGAUAACAACGAAAUAAUAGACAUGUCAGACAAGUGCUACAUUUGUGAGAAUACUUUUAACUAUUCUAUUAAAAGAAAAAGGUACAACCGUGUUUCAAUAGAUUCUAAGUUAAGUAGAAACGAUGAAACUGUUCGUGAGGUUCUUACUUGUUUUGGUUGUACGCCAGAAAAACUUUCUGACAAUAUGCUGGUGUGUUUGGACUGUGCCCAGCUAUUGUCAAAACACCAGAGCAACAAAAAAAAGAAAGGAGAAUCCCUCAGUGAAUUGAAAUUAAAAACCUCAGGGACUUAUCUUGGCCACAAAAUCGAAUUUCUUUCGUCACCUGAAACAACUAGUUCCAAGAGAAUAAAAGUGAAUACACCAAGGAAAAUGAUAGCAUUUUCACCCAGGAAGAUGAUUUUAAACACACAAAAGCAGAAAAAGACAUUAAAAGGCAGCAAGAAACUUGCUUCUUCUUACUUGGUGAGUAGUAGGUACAACAGACUUUUUAGCCUCCUGUUAAAAACAUCAACAGCAGCUAAAAAGGCCUUCUACUCACAAGUGAAGACCAUAGUAAGACAAGAAGUGUCUGUUCUUGUUAGGCCAAGUUCCAAAUCAGUAUGGAGAUCAUCAUCCAAACAUGGCAUAGAUUCCAUCAUGCAGUUUUCCUGGGAUAAGGUUUUAGAGGAAACGAAGUUACUGUGCCCUGUACUCUAUUCUUCUUUAUCAUCAGCCAUAGCCAAACAAGAUGAUCUGACAAAGAGAAUAGGGGAAAGGCACAUUUCACUAAAACCAAACCUUGGAUGUGUUAUUGGUCAAAUAGUGUUUGCCCAAAAACCAACAACUAUGAAGUUUCUCCAAGAAAUAACUGGUGUUCAGCUUUGGCUGUCUGGAACUGCAAGAGAGGCAUUUGUUAGACUUAACCAUCUAGGACUAACCCUGUCAACAGAUGCUGUAAGAUCUGCAGUUGACAGGUUACGUAUGACUUACGACAAAGAACUGAUAGCCCAUAAGAACAGGAUCAGUACCUACAUAAAUGACCAGGCUGGACCAAAGAGAAGAUUGUUUACUGAUAGUAAUAUUGAUGAAGGUGAUGUAAUUGAAGAUGAUGUAUUGGAUGCACUUUUAGAAGAAAUGGACAGUGAUGAUGACUUAGAUAAAACCAUUCCAUAUGAAGAAGAGGAGACACAGGAAACAGAAAAGGUUGAAGACCUAGAUCUUAAUAAUAAUGAAACAGAUCAAGCUGAUGGUGAUAUUGUUAUGGAUGAUGGAGAACCAAACAAUGUUGAAGUUCAUGCUUAUGAACAUCCUAUUGACUCCAUACAAGAUGAUGGCCAUGCUUGUGAUGAUUGUAAUGAUGCUUGUAAUGAAGAGAAACUUGGAUACUCUAUAGUAUUUGACAAUGUAAACAAGCAUAUUAAAGCAAGAUCCACUGAUAGGAAGCAUGGAAAUACCAUGAAAAAUAUGGUCCAAGCUUAUGCUGCUGUUGAUAGGAUACCUUCAUUACAUCUUAGUGAUGAGAAACCAACAUCAGACCAAAUAUCACAGAUACCCAUUGAAUCGUAUCUGCCAGACGAUAAUUUUAGAAAGUCAUUACGUAAAGACUUUAUUGUGGAAGUUAAAAAGAUUCUAAAGACACACAUAGAAUUUUUCACCAAUAUGUAUCUACCAGAAGAUAAUGAUGAUCAUUGUUACUCAAGACAAUCGUCUAAAAAGAGCAAAUUAAUACCACUUGGAGUAUUAAAUAAAGAUGAAUGCAAGAUCGCUGAAAUGAUUGAUGUAAUGGAGGAUUAUCAUAAGUAUGUGCCUAUGGGUACUGAUAUGAAUCCAUUCAUCAUACCUCUUUAUGGGGAUCAGUUAAGUGUGGAGAGGGCAAAUGAUGCACAGAAUGCUCGGAUUAAUGCUGAAAGCCAGUGGGACCAGCUGCAAGGCCUGCACCCCUCAAUUCAAGAAUGGCACAAAAGAGCCAUUAUACUUGUGGACACAUACAAAGUUCUGUUUUCCUCCAAAAGUGCAAGGAGUGUUGGAACAUUGUCUCACAUUCGAAACACAUAUCGCCACAUUAAUGUGAAAGCUGAUGUUCAACACUCCUUCAAUGAGGCCACUGAAUUACUGAGAUUUGCCACCACAAGUUAUGUGCUUGCUAGUGCGUUAUCUUUUAUGAAAUGUAAAAAAUACACAGACUUGCCAGAAGACUUGCCUACUGACCAAGCACAGCUUGAAAUUUUUUUUCAUGAUGUUGCAUGUCAUGUUGUUGAUAUGUGCUACAAACCACCUAACACAGCACCUGUCAUCAACGCCAGCACAUCAAACAAAGAGUCAUACAAAUACUGUGUAUGCAAAGUUGACAAUGAUGAAGGAAUGAUAAGUUGUGACAAUAAAAAAUGUAACAAAGGAAAGUGGUUUCAUUUCUCCUGCAUUGGUAUUUCUGAACAGGAAGCAGAAGAUCUCGAAGAUAAUGACAGAAUGUGGUUCUGCUGUGAGGGAUGCCGUACAUCAAAGAAGACUAUAACAGAUAGUAAUAAUGAUUCCGUCUUUGAAUAUUCCUGUAUGCUUCUUUAUAGAGGACUGAAGGAGAUAGCACACCAUAAUGCAAUAAGAACAAAUAAUGGAUUGAAGCUUAUUGAUUAUUGGAAAAAUGAUUUGUUUCAAUUUUAUGAACUACAUCACACCAAAUAUUUUUUAUGUGCUCAUCAGCUGAUAACGGAUGUGAGUGGAGGUGUAUCCGAGAGAUUAGGCCACCAGUUGGUGUGGAACAGAACCGUAAACAUGAAAGGGGAAAAUAAUUCCAACAUUGAGAUGGACCUUCAAAUGGAAUUCUUCAAUAGAGAAUUUAAAGAAUCUAUAAAAGAUGCAGGUGGUAAUAUAACAGAAACAACUAUAGCUAGACAUAGUGAGAUGGUGGGUGUGUCCAAAUACCUUGCCAGGUUCAUGAGCCAAGUGUGUAAUUCAGCUCCACACCAUAAUAGAACUAGAACCUGUAUCAAACGAGAAGAUGACAUGAUUCACCUUGUUGACCAACUUUUAAAAAACAGCAUGUGCAAAAAAGGUGAACCAAGGCAACAUUGUGGUUUUACAAAUAUUUCAAACAAUAAUUCAACAUCACAUCCAGUCCAUAUGAGGAAGCGAAUUGAAAAACUGCUUAAGAAGAGAGUGAAGAGAAACAAUUUGUUACAAUAAUUUUUUCAUGGAUGUGUAAAUGAAUGAAUGAAUGAACAAAUGAACGAAUGAAUGAAUGAAUGAAUGAUUGAAUGAAAGUAGAAAGAAUCAAUC
Messenger RNA from Mytilus trossulus (common blue mussel), 3315 nucleotides. RefSeq lists its product as uncharacterized. The transcript has 11 exons. The record is from RefSeq and is a predicted model, not a curated record. Lineage: Eukaryota; Metazoa; Mollusca; Bivalvia; Mytilida; Mytilidae. Bases 85 to 3222 code for a protein of 1045 amino acids.